AUGUCAAAUAAUAAUUAUAUUGAGAGACAUAAAAGAAUACUAAAUAUUGUUUCUCAUUUAGGUUUAAACAAGAAAAAAAGUUCCAUUCCUGCAUUCGAAAAGAAAAGAUUAUCUUAAUCAAGAAUCAUAUUUUAUAAACCAGAAUAAUGUUAAGAAGAAGAAGAAGACUAAUUAAUACUCAAAGCAAAAGAAGUAUUAUCUAAACCAGUUAAAAGAAAGUUAAUCAGAUCAGAAUCAUAAUUGGUACAAAUGAUCUCAGAUAAAUAUGAUAUGCUUAAAGAUGAUCCUGAAGAAAAUAGUGCUUAUCAUCAUAUCUAACUUAGCUUAAUGAAAUUAUAGGAACAAGAAAUACUAGGUCAAUUUCAUGAGGUUAAACAAAACCUAAGAAUGUCUAAAACUUCUUAUCCUGAUCCUAUUACAAUACCUUAACAAAAAGUAUAAAUAUAGAACAUGUUCGAAAAAAAAUGUAGUCAACAUACUGUAGAAUCACCUCAAGAAAAUACAAUUAGAUAAAAAAUUAAUGAUUUCUUAUACAAAACAAGAGAAUCCUUUAAAGAUUUUUAAGCAGACGUUUCAAAUUAUAAAAAUCUCAAAUAGCAUCAUCGAUUAUAUAAAUAGAGAACUGCCACAUAUUUCUAAUAAUGA
Molecule: messenger RNA, 645 nt
Organism: Paramecium pentaurelia
Lineage: Eukaryota; Ciliophora; Oligohymenophorea; Peniculida; Parameciidae
Source: the annotation of a GenBank genome assembly